GUCCCCUCUAGCUCAUGCUAGAUUAUUUCAUGCCCUUACUAUUGCCAGUUUCUCUUCUCUAGCCUUCCUCUUUCAUUCUUCAAUUCUUACCUCUAUCCAAAAUUCAACUUCCAAAUGUAUCCAUCUCUAUUGUAUUAAACAGCCUCUUCAAACCACUUCUGACUUCUCAUACUUAUCUGCUAUGUGCGCCCUGUACUUAACUUGAAAAUCUACCCACCACUUUGACCACACCAAGCUCUUGACCCUGGCUUUUCCUUAAAUCUCCACCUAUGACCACUGCUUCUCCAACUCCACCAAUCUCAUCCAACCAAAGGUCUCAUGCUUCUUUCAAUUACAUGCCCAUUCUUCCUUGCUGCCCCCAGAACAUAGGGUGAAUACAUAUGCCAGUUGUCCAUGCCUUCUAAUCUUUCUUAGAUCUUAUCUUCCAAGUGGCCUUUGAUUUAUCCUUUUAAUAUACAUUCCCAACUGCAACCCAGUUUUAGGUACAUGCAACAUUUGCCAACACAUUUCUCUCUCUCAGUCCUCAGUUUCCAUACUUUCUAUUUUAGAUUUAAGCACCUUGGAAGCAGGUUGGUACCUGUGUAAUCCAUGUAAUUAUGUAUGUACUGUACAGCAUGUGCACAAUAACAGGGUACCAAUAAAUAACAGCUGUUUCCUUUAAACUUUAAACUUGUGAGGUGUAAAUCCACCCAACAAUCCUGCCAGGUGAAGGGCAUAUGGUUUGCCACUGUUGGAGGCAGAAUUUAAGUCAUGGUUGAUCUGAUUCUACAUUUGUCCUUAUGAAUGCCAUUCUAGAAUAGUUUGUUAGCAGAAUCAUAUAUUCUACUGCCUCUGAACCCUGCUCUGACAUUUCGUUCUGUACGCUGCAGUUCCAUCAGUCGUCACCCUUAUCCAGAGGCCACAAUUUUCUCUAUUUUGUAAGCCCCAGUUCGACAAACGUGGGCUGGAGGCUGGACUCCAACCGGAGAGCGCUAAAGCGCGCUCACGCGUAACUGCACAGCAGCACAUGCCUCAUCCUCCGAUGUGUAAACACAGCCGCGCAGCUCCCAGCGCCACAGUGACGGGCGUGCGCGCGAGCCAAUACCGCGGAAGAAAUACCCCAGCAACUGAAUUGUUGGUGCUUGAGGGGGCGGGUGCGCGCCCGCCAAUGUCUUCGGAGAGGUGGCGUUCGGAAGCGCAGCCGUACCAAUGGAGGAAAAGGAGUGUGGGGGCGGGGCCCUUUUCUUCCAAUGGCAGCGGCGGAGGGCGUGGCCUCGGGAGCCGCGCCCCCAUGGGCACAAGAGGGUAGGUGUUGGUUGGAGAGGCUGUCACUGGGUGUUGCGCUGGGAGCGAACUCGGUCGGUGGAGAGGCGGCGGCGGCGGCAGCGACGGCAACGGCACCUCUCGAGGGGCUCGAGCAGCGGCGAAGAGUUGUGGCGACGGCAGCCGAGAGCGUCCCCCGUUACCUUCCUCGGCGAGCACAGAUCCUCUUCCUCCGCUCCUCGUCGGUCGUGACGGGCUCUCCCCUUCUUCUCUUUCGCUGCGACUGAGCGCGCCCAGCCAGGCAGGUUGGACGGGAGCGGCCGCCGUCGGUUCUCUUGGUCGUCGGCUGCGCGACCCCAGCUCUCCGCAUGCCGGCCUCGUGGGUGCGUGGCCGCGGAUGGCGCCGUUGAAAAGUCCUCCUCCGCUGUCACGGUUGUGCGGGGACCUUGCGGCGCCCACUGCCUCUCGCCUCCCACUGCUGGCACCGUGAGGCGACUCCCUCCUCCUCCUCUUCCUCCUUCUCUUGGCGGCAACCCACCCGAACCUGCUGCGAGCUCCCCCCGCCAUCUCGGCUGCUGCCCCCGGCGACGUGCUCCGCGGGGCGGCUUCUUCGAACAUGCCUUUGCGCCUGUGCUGCUGCUCUCCGUCGCCGCCGCCGUCGUCCGUGACGCUCUCGGUGCCGCCACAGCUGGUCGUUGGGUGCCUCUCAUGGGCGCUGGGAACUGACUCCCCGCAGGGACUUCUGUGAGGCCGAAGGGAGAGGAGGAGGAGCGGGGAGCGGUGGCGAAAGAGGAUGAACCACGUGGGCAGCCCUGUGAAAGCUUAUGACUUCUUGCUGAAAUUCCUGCUGGUGGGCGACAGCGACGUGGGCAAAGGAGAGAUACUAGCCAGCCUGGAGGAUGGAGCCACUGAGUCGCCUUACGGGUACAAUAUGGGUAAGCAGCAACGGGGUUGUACCUGCGGCCAAGCUCUAGGCCAGCCUCGGUUACUUGGCGGCAGGUAGCUCUUUCUUACACCUGUAGACUGCACGGAGGAAGGUAGUGUUUGUGCAGGGCUGCCUUUCGCGAUUACUGAGUCACCACAGACACCUCCCACACCUUGGCAGUUAUAGGGCAGGGCUUCCAUGACAGGGCAUCUGCCUUCCCAGCUGCCUUGAGCUCUCUGGUAGCCUUCUUUAGAAACUGUGCAGUGGCAGGAAAGCCCAUCGGCUACAGGCUGACGUGUUGUCGUCAUCUGCUUUGAUUAUGCUUCCCACAAUCCACCUUUAGGUUAUUGCAAAUAAUCAGGUUUCACACACCUCCCUUAACGUUAAAAGGUUGCCCAUUCCUGUCAACUGAAUUACAAGGUGUGAGCACAAAUGCACUGUAAAAUUUCCUCGUGAGUCAGUAAAGUUUAUGUUGUCAUGUAGAUGUAAUGGCCAUGGUCAGACUAGCUUGGUGAAACUAAGUGUUCUGUAGACCCAGCAGAGCUACAGGCAGAGGAGACCACAACCCAAAAAGAACCAAAGCACAUACAAGGACACAGCCAAACAAUUUUAUUUGGGCCUCUUCAAGUCAUUUAAUCCUAGUGCUAAAAUGAACUGCUGCCUCCACUUUGUUUUCUUGAAAUCAUGACAGUGAUGCUCACAUUCACACCAAAUUAAAGGAUGCACACUAAGUGGAGGAGAUUAACAUUUUGCUGUGCAUAUAUCGUUGAAGAAGAGGAACGGUGUAAGUUUGUAUUUGGGGUUUGUGUUCUGUGCCAGGCCAGCAAGCUUGUGCUGUACAACAGCUUUGGGAAGUUACAAAGAAUACCUCUUGUUAAACAGAGACUGGAAAGGUUUGCUAUACAGGUCUUGUGCGUCUUUCAGUUUUCUUAGAGUGACCAUCGGGAAUGCUGAGUAUUGGUGGAGAUUUUCAUUUUUUGAAAAAUUAAUCACUUUUCUUAGUUCUUGCAGGUAGCUGUCUGCUGUUUUAAAAGUAUAAACUAUAUGACCAUAUGCAGAAAAUUGGGGAACUUUUUUAAAAAAGGUGAGGACCACAUUUCCUCAGGGAACAGUAGUCUCAGGCUGCCUGCUUACUGGCAGUAGAUACACUGUCAGAGGAAGAGGGGUGCAGUGGGUGCGAUUCACCCUAGGUGUCAUUGGCGUGGGAGGUGGCAUCGCCAUGCCACCCCCCUGGGAUGCUCACCGUGGCUGCACCCCCCUGGGACGCAUGUGUGCCGCUCCGGGUGCCGGAGCAGCUAGCUCCGCCUCUGAGUGGAUAGGUCUGAAGCCAAAAGUGGCUGGGGAUACCUCAUUCACACACAUCCGCGGUGAACCUCCCUUUUAAACUCUACCUUACAUCCACCAACACACUCAUUCAUUCAUUCUCACACUGCCCCCAUGCAUGUACAGCUAUGCACCUUCCUUUCUCAGCAUCCAGAAUGCUAUCUCUACCUCCACUGGUAGCUCACAUGGUUUCCGUGGUAGACACUGAGAAACGUGCAUUACUUUAUCAGCACCUGACAGGGAAAUGGUCAUGUGAUCAUUUCUCCCAUCAGGAGCUUGGUUCUAGAGUAAGGACCAAGGAAAACAAUGUAUAUUACCCCAAUGUAGCAUACAGUGGUACCUCUGGUUGUGAACAGGAUCUGUUCCGGAGGCCCGUUCACAACAUGAAAAGAGCGCAACCCGCAGCGGCGUGUCUGUGCACGCGCAGGUUGCGAUUCGCCGCUUCUGCGCAUGACGUCAUUUUGUGUUUCUGCGCAUGCGCAAGCGGCAAAACCCGGAAGUAACCCUUUCCGGUACUUCCGGGUCACCGCAGGACGUAACCUGAAAGAACGUAACAUGAAGCGGACGUAACAUGAGGUAUGAUUGUAUAUCUUCUUGCUGCAAACAUGGUGACUGGCUGGCCCAUUUUUCUGUCUGAGGUGGAAGAGCAAAUGCUUCCAACUCACCCACUGCCAAGACAAGGUGUCUAGUACUCAGAGGUAGUCAAUUUAUUUUGCACAUGAGGCAGAAAAUCCCACAAGUGUCUCUCCCCUUCUCAGCAGUAAAAAUACGGCAAAUUAAAUAACUUUCGAUUUACUACCCUUUCAUGACACCCCAUAGCUGUCUAAGGCAGCUGUCUCUGCCUAAUAGUAGAGCUGGCUCUCACAGGAGGUUAAGCAUAGGCUCCGAAUGGUAUUACCCUAAUAAACAGAGAGUGAAGAAUUCACAUGUAUUUUAAUCAAGAUGAUGAAUCUUUUUAACCUGCUGAUAUGCAAAAUAUUUAGAACAGUGCAAGACAUCUGGACAUCCGCCUAAAAGUAAUAAAGGUGGAUAAGGGUCUGAAUUAUGUUUUUUUAAAAAGGAAAAGACGAGAAUAAGUAUAGCACAAGAUUAUAAUAGCACUACCAAGUGUUUCUGAAGAACUGAUAUGGAUAGGAUGAGUAUUUUUGGCAUUAACACUGGAACAUUUAUUUAUAGUUCAUUCCUUCAUUGAACCUGACAAAUGAGAGGCUCAGACCAUGUCAGAUGCAGCUGAAAACCUGAACCUAUGCAUCUCUUUAAUUUGAUUUGAUGCAAAGCAAAAUAAAAACUUCCUCAGAAUAUGAUUUCACAUCAAAAAUUUAAUGAGUUCAUUUUUGACGAUGGCUGCACCAUCGAAUGUCAGACUUGUCACUGACUUCAGUAGCAGCAGGAUUGCACCCAUGCAGUCCAGUUCUAAACAUUAUUCAAAUGUAAUUAAUGGGACUAACUUAUUUGUAAAUAAGCAUGGAAUUACAGCAUUAUGGUAUGUGAACACCAUGUUGCCUCUUCCCAGGAGAGAUGGGGACUCACUUUUUGUUCUUCACAGCAUAUUCUUAUUGUAGCUAUUUGCAAAUAUUCAGCUAAUAGUUUCAGUUCAUGAGAUUAUUGUGAGUAGAUUCAGCCUGCCAUUUGAAAUUGAGUCCUUCCCAUCAAGCUGAUCUGCCAGUUGGUACCAAAUCUGCUGGUAGCUGAAAAGGUAGACAUUUCAAGUUGCAAACUGCAAUAGACUUUAGUUGUGAACAGUUCUAGCGUUCCUUAUGUCUGUUGAUAAAUGGUAAAAUGAACCCAUAGAAAUGGAGCAGUAAUCAUUGACUCUGCUCAAGGAAAAAAGAUGAUACAACUUUGUGUGCACCAUUUUGCUGAUAAUUUCAGUCUCCUUUCAAAGUGAAACCUUUUUUCAUUUGCUUUAUGCUUGAGGGGAAAAUGCUGCCUGUGCCAUUAAAUAAAAAUAAUUAUAACUACUUGGGGCAAAGCUGGUAAUUAUUUUCUACAUGCACCCAUUCCUAUUGGGUGCCAGAAGCCUUGAGGCAUGGGGCAAUGGUAGGGUCAGGGUGGAGAUGUCUGAAGAAGAAAAAACACUUCAAGAAAUGUGCUGUGUUUCUGUACAACACGGACAGCAAAUAUGUACAUCAUACACCGCCCAGUAGAAAAGUUCAUCUUAGUUAUUUCUGUAUCUGGAACAGUGUAUUAGGGAGUAGAGAGUGUUCAAGAGACAAACUGAUUCACAAUGGCUCAGUUUGGAUGCCAUAUUUGUAAUGGUUUGGAGAGUCAGGAACAUGCCACAAGUUCACUUACACCCUCUCCUUUCUCUGCUGAGCGCUUUCAUCUGUUCCUGGUUUUCCUCAUUAGAAUUGAUUGGUUUUGGAAAAAAAAAUAUCUAAAGACUCUGCCUAUCCCUUCCUAGGUACACACAUCUAGUUUUUUUUAAGGGAACAGUAGGUGUAACAGCUAUUUUUCCUAUUUAUUAUACAGACUAUAGCACUAAAGGCACUGGAAAAGAAUGUGAAGCAGUAUCACGCAAAGGCUAAACUGUUGUCGGGGCACAUGUCAGAAAUGUCCUUGGUCUGUGGGUUAGAAACAAAACAAAAUGGUCAGACAUCACUUAGGCCCAUAAUGCUAAAGCCUUUUCUUCCCUAAUUACCACAGUUCCUUUGCAGAUGACUUGCUUUUUUGAACCUAAGUUAUGUGGUAAUUUUUUGACCGUUAUCGGGCCUAGUAAACACAGUGCAUUGUCAUCAAAUGUUAGACUGCAUUGGCAGGUUUUUCAGGUUUAACUGUUGAGUAAUGUAUGGGAGAGUUAAGAAGUAAAAUACACUCCUCACAGAAAGCAUAUUCUCCUUUUGUGUGCAAUGGGUUCACACAGGUCUUUUAUAAUUAGAAGACUGACAAUGCAAUCUGGUACAUGUCUAUUCAAAAGUAACUCCCAUUUGGUUUAUUAUAAAUAUUUUAAUAAAUAUGAAUAUAUUACCUUCUGGCUUUUCAUAAGGACCCUGUGCAUUGAUUAAAACAAUAUACCAUCCAUAAAAUAAUAAAGACUAAACUUAGAACUAAACUAAAAAUUAGAAGUCAUACGUUAAAAUAUGUGGGGAAGAGUGGAGAGACAAAACCAAACUGAAAGACAUGGCAAAAUAAACAAGGUUUUGUAGCACACUGAAAUGCAAAUAGAUAAGUCAUGAAUCAGGCAGGCAUCCUAGUGCUGGGAGCUUUAUAGGCAGUUACUACUACUUCAAAUUGUGCUAAGAAACAAACUGGGAAAGAAUGCAGAGUUCUGAAAGGGAAACCCUAGAUGUAAUCUAGGCUGCUGCAUUUUGCACCAGCUGACGUUUGCAUGGACGGAAUGUAAACUACUGGAGAAAUGUAAGAAUCCACAUCCAUUGCUGUGCCUACUUUUACACCUGGCUCCACCCACCAAUGGGGUGCAGCCCCCGCAGGGGACCCAUGAGGGAAUGUGAUCUUCAGGCUGUGAAAGGCUCCCCUCCCUGCAAUAGGACAUGAUCUCACAAACUGUCAGCUUAGACAGGUAUCCUUUACCACACUGUGCAGAAAGCAGGAUUCUAUCCUACACCUUAAAAGCUACUUUAUGGUGAUCAUAGAAUCAGAGAAUUGUGGAGUUGGAAGGGAUCCCAUGGGUCAUCUAGUCCAACCUCCUGCAAUGCCAGAAUCACAGCUAUCAUGGUAUAUAAAAUUUGUAUACGAUAGAAAUUAUCCAAGGCAGUAAUCCUGGCAGGGUCAAAGCAGGUUAACUGUUGUCUUUGCCUGGUAGCCAUUAUGAAUUCCCAGAAGGAUUCUGAGAUUUAAGAGAAAGCACUGGGCAUUGUAACAUAGUAACGGAGGGAGCUGCCUUAUACAGUACUGAGUCCAUCUAUUUCAGUACUGUCCAAAUUGACUGGCAGUGGCUGCAAAGGGAGAUGAUUUCUGGAAACACAUGUUCCCCUCAUACAAGGGGUAUAGAGCCUGAUAACUAGUGAUUUACUGUCACAGUAAAAGUGAGCUUCUUUCUGGCAGCUGAGCACAGGCAUGGGCAUGCUAUUCUUAAUUUUAAAAAUGAUUUUGCUAGUUACAGCACGAAGCAAACACCUACUUGCUCCUCAUUUGUUGUGCUGCGUUGGGUGUUGCAAUCUAUUACAGAUGCAAAUUGUCUCAUGCUAGGCAUAAUUGCCAAAUGUGGCAGAAUUUUGGAAUAGGUGCAAUGAAUCAUGCUUAAAACGAGAUAAUGACUAAUAGCUUAUGAGCUCAGGGAAGGAAGAGAAUAAAACAACAGAAUUUAAGUCUGUAAAAUCUGUGCGCAAUAUUUGAAGGAAGCUCCAUCCUCAAAACAUGUCUGUUAACAUAUUUCAAAGAAUGGCACUUGCAUUACUGAAAGCCUCUGUGGUUGGUCUGCGGUAAUUUUAUACCUCAGUAACUCUCUUCUUUUUGAAAUUAAAAGUUUUGUGUCUAUUCAAAACAACUGUUGAAAAGUCCAGUUCUUCCUUCCUUUCUGAUGGCACUUAGAGUCAUAGUUAUCAAAAGUAAAUUUACUUUGUAAUUUUUUAGUUAUAAAAUUAUUAACAUAUGCUCCUAGGCCAUUGUACAGAUAUAAGUCCCUGUUUACAGGUUCAGAAGCUAUGAAGAAACAAAAGGGAAGGGAAGUGGAGCUGCACUAUCUGAAAGAAGCAAAGUGUUAAAAGACUACAAUAAUGAACUUUAGGAGUAAGGAAGAAACAAACAAAAAAAUCCAAAUAGCACAUCAAGACAGAAGUUUUUAAAACUGUUUCUUCAUGAGAUGAAGGGGCUGGUCAAAAAUGUAAAGGGAAAAUAGUGCUAGACAUAAGAAAGAAAGCAUGGGGAUAAGAAAUAUAACCAUAUAGUAGAGAUUUAAUUAAAAACAUCAGUGCUUUAUUAACAGAGGGACCAAAGAGAAAAAUGGAAAGCAACAGAUAGAAAAGGGGGCAAAAACAUGAACAGAUGUAACCUUCAUAUCUAGUCAUAUUCUUGCCCCUUUUUUCUAUCAGUAUUCCUUCCUGUAUUGCUUUAUGCGAAGUUUAAACUUCUUUUAUUAACCUUUAAGAAGUUUAAACUUCAUGAAGCCUGUGAAGGGAAAUACCGGUAUAUAGAGAGGUAUAAAAUGACUGAAGAAUUAGGAAAGAAAGUAGAAAAGAGAAAACAGAAAUAAUAGGUUUAAACUGAGAAACAGGAAGAUCAGUGAACAAGACAUUUUAGUAGUUAACACACCGUAGGCUGUAGGUCUGAACAAGAAUGUUAGCUGAUAUUAAGAACAAAUUUAGAAAUCUUAUAGAAAUAAAAUUGGCAGAACUUAGGUAGAUAUGUGAGCGGAAAUAGAAAUAGAUCAAAGAUAACACCAAAACCCUUUAACUGUAGAAAAUACUGAAGGUUGGUGCCAAUUGGAACUUUGGAAGAGAAGGCAAAGUAUCUUUUGCACAGUGACAUCCAGGCAGAUACAGACAAUUUGAAAUAAAGUAUUGGUAAAGGGGAGGGAAGGACCAAACAAUAGCGCUUGAAAUCAUUCGUAUAACAGUGGCACAUUGCAAGCCACAAGAAUAAAUUGGAUUGCUAAGAGAAAGCAUAUAAAGAGUGAAGAGAAGAGGGCUUAGAAUAAUAAUUGAGGAAGACUUAAACGAAGCUUUUAUGACACAGGAGUGAAAGCAGGAGUGGAUGGUACUGUCCAGUCCCAAAGAACUGUAAAAGAAGCAGAUAAUGAUCACCUGUACCCAAAGCUGAUGAAAGUACAUAUAGAGAAUGCUGGUGUAUUUCAGAAUAUAAUACUACUUUAGAUUUUCCACAGAGCAAUCUCACUAGAAUGUUUGAGUCAAAAACCAGCUGAAAAGGACCAUAAAAAAUUAGAUGAAAGAAAACUGUCACAUUUAGAUAAGAUUAAGAGGAGCAGUUAAGUCCCCCCGAUCUAAAUCAAUUUUAGUAAAUAUUGGGCCCUCACCACCACACACAAUUUACCUCUUUUGUUUUCGUCAGGCGUUGUCUCAUCUUGCUUUAAAAAUGCUAGCUUCCCAAAACUUGGGGGGGGGGGGGAAUAUAUGUGGACAAUUUUAUGACUGUUGGAAACUAGCAUAUUCAAAGCAAGAAGAAACAAUGCUUGAAGAAAGGUAUAGGUAAGAGAAAAACAAAUCAAUAUUUACUAAAAUGGGAGAGGGAAUUGGAUCAAGAAGAUAAGCAGUACAUUGAAGUGAAGAAAAAAUAGAAAUAGCAUCAAAUGUUUGAAAAUGAAGAAUAAGACAGUGUCCACACUACACCUUUAAAGCACAUUCCCCUCCCUCAAAGAAUUCUGGGUACUGUAGUUUAACCUCCAAAGAGUUAUAAUUUAUAGCAACCAAUAACAAACUUCAGCACUCAGAAUUAUUAGAGGAAAAGAAUGUGCUUAAAAUGCACUAUAAAAGUAUAGUGUGUAUACUGCCUAAAGAGAUACAAUAAAAUUGAAGGAGUAGGAGGAAUAAUAGAACAGGAAGAAAAAGGAGGUGAUGAAGAACAACAACCAACAUAAAUAACAUUUCUGUUAUUCAUUCCUCUCUCUUCUUCUGACCGUAAUAUACCUCCUACUCCUUCCAUUUUAUUAAGUUACUUAUUUGGUACUUAGAUUUACUGAAAUCAUUUAGAGUUGUUUCCAGGGAACUAAAACUUUUAAGACGGUGGUAUUGGUGUACUUUUGAUCAUAGUCUAAACUGUUUGAAAUCGCAUCAUAAAAGGCAAAACCCACAGCAUUUCAUAGUGCAUGUGAAUGAUUAAACAAUACUAUCUUGCAGAGAAGCUGAAAUUUAACAAUGUUCUAAUAGGGCAUGCAGAACAACUAUGUAGUACUUUGGUCAAGCUGGUGAAUGUUAAAUCUCAAGAUCCUUGUAUAAUGUCAUUCCUUGCUAGUUCAGAAUGCUGUUGUCUAGCUGCUCUCCCUUCACAUGUUGUCUUUCCUUAACUGCUACAGGACAGCCCAGUCCUCGAAAUGUAUUUAAGCUGGGCCAACAUAAUCAGUUUGUAUGUACAUAUAUUAAUACUGAAACCAACUUGUGUCCUGUUGCUUUAGUAGAGAUCCUAUAACUUUUUUGAUUUGCACAGAACUCAUGUGAAACAGAGGUCCCACCCCUUUUGCAAAUAUAAAUAUUUAUGCUGGAACAGGGAGGCCAAGGGCGUGGGCCAAGUGAGCAGAGAGGAAGGAUCUAUGCGGAAUUCUCUGGUCAGUUGCAAAGAACAGGCCAAGCAAGGAGAGGAAGCAGACAUAUUAUCACAACAAUCCCCAUCUUCCCUCAGUCUUAGCAAGGCCUUUUGCAUGUUUGUUUUUUAAAAAAAUAUCCCAGCGACUGAUUCCUCAAUGCCACCUUUUCAUCUUCCUUUCUUCAUUCCAUUUCUUCAUGCAACUAGUACCGUGAGAUGUGAGUGACAGCUCAAAGGACUAGGCUGCUAAACCCUACUAAUUCGGAGUAUGAUACCAGAAAUAAAUGUCGUUCUUUUUUAACUUUGCAUGCUACAAGCUUAAUGGUUGUGUAAUUAUACACUUUAAAUCAGAUAGACAUACAUAACUGUAGUAGAAACAGGUUAUCAGAAUUGAGAACUGCCCUCCAUGGUUCCUGAAAAUAAUCAGAUUGUGGUUGGACGCUUGGCAGAGUAAAAUAAACUUGCCAAAACAAUUACAUUUAAUUUCUUGACUUUUAAUAUUAACUGAUAUGUUUCCACACAGUUGGUUUUUUAUGCUUAAGUGUAAGACAAAUAGUUUCAGUUAAUAACCUGCAUGUUUGCCUGAUACCUGUAAAACUAUUAGAUUGUUAUAAAACAAGGGAUGGAGGAUCUGUUACCAUGGAUAUUGAAAUAAAAUCAGAUAUUACUUGAUUAGCUUCUUAAACAGAGGCUGAAACAAUGCCAAAAUUUCAACUAGGGGUGGGCUACAAUGAUUACUUAGUAUUGGAAAAAGCUGCUGCAGUGCUCUUUAGUUUCCUCCCUAAAUGCUACUCCUGCCAAAAUGAAAAAAAUGUGAAUAUGGAACUAUUGUCUGCCUUGAAGACAGCCACUAUCUUCUUCCUUCCUACCCAAGCCCUGUAGCUCUCCGUGUCAAAUAGAAAACAUGGUAGUUUUAUGCAACGUGUUAAUUUAAUGCAGAUAAAUUAAUGCAGAUUAGCCCCUUGCGUAGGCACUGUUAAUCCAUACUAAGAGACUUAAUUAAAUGCAGCCUGUUUGGAGCAAGGUUAAAUGUAAAUGAGCAAACAACAUUUUCUCUUUUUUUAAAGAUUAUCUACCCAGGACCUUAGAUACUUUUUGCAGAGGAUUUGUGCCUGUUUGAAGAGGGAUACAUUUAUACAAUGUGAGAAUAGGAGAAACCAAGUACAAAGCCAUUUAUCACACAUAAAUAUCAGAAUGUGAUAUGGAAAGACAAUUAUAUAAGCUAUUGCAAUGUAAUAAGAAAAAUGGAAGGCUUGGCUUUUGUAUUUUAUUGAUUUUCAUGAUUUACAGUGGCAAAAAAGAUACAAAUCUGAAGAUGCUUUUAUGUAGUCUCUGGGGUCUUCAUGAAUUCAUGAUACCAGAUUUUGUCCUUCAGCAUUAGACAGGUAGUUUUAAAAAUGUGAUAGUCAAAGUACUAUAAAUUAUAAACAUUUUAACAAGCAGGUAAAUUAAAAGCUUACAUUUUGAGUGACUGUGUAUCAAAAUCUAUGGGUUUUAAAUAUGCAAUUAUUACCCCAGCCCGCCCCAAGAGUUUACUUAAGUGUCUCAUAUGAGCCCUUAAUAAUCCUUCUCUGUCCCCUGACCUUUGCAGGAGGAAAAAAGGGCCACUCUACUGCUAUAGAGGCCCUAUGUCUGAAAUUCUGACUCAGUAGCUAAAUAAGCAUACAGACAGAAUAAAAAUGAGUAGUCAUCUUGUUCAGAAUCACGGGAGAGAGAAGGAAAAAAUUGCUACAGGGAAGAAGAAAAGUUGUUUCCUAAAUAAAGAUUAAAAAACCCAUAAGAUAACAGCCUCACCUACUAGAGUAGUGAAUUUAAAGAAGAAAUAAGGCGAUACUGAAACAGCAACAUAUUGUGUGGCUAGGGUAGUGGUGGGUAGCCUGGUUCUAUUUUGUUGUUGUUAUUAAAAGAACUACAUAUGCAUUCCUCAUCUACAAUUGCAAAACUGCUUUAAUGAUUGGAAGUGGAAGUUGACUGAUUAAUCCAGAGAUGUCAUUGGCACAAGCCAAUAGGCAGCUGAAGUAUGCAACAUUUUGGACAAUUCUAAUAAGCCCUAGAAAUAAUCAAGUGCAGUGCAUAACAUGUAAUAUUUCUCUCUGUCUCCUCUGAAAGGUUUUUUCACAUAUAGUUUGAAGCCUGUACAACGAACACUGCAAAAGCAGUCUGACUAAAACCCUUGUGGAUAAUAUUAGUAAUAAUAAAGUACACAUGCCAUACUACCCACCACCCAUUGCCCUAAAAAUCUGGUGCCUAUUUAAAAAAUGGGGUGGGGGUGGCGGCAUGGCUGUCCCUAGCAGCUUCUGCAUGCAAAGUGGGUGCUUUUCCACUGGCCCUUCCCUAUAUACUGGACUUUUUAAAAAAAACAAAAAUGGGUUGGUACUAUUAAAGUGAUUUAUCAUAGGCAUUUCUCGCUUGGUCGCUUUGUAGAGUGAAAAAAAUAGGCAUGCUUUUAGUAUUUUAAAAUUCUGCCUUACCUCCUCCCAUCCCCAGGUAUUGAUUACAAGACGACAACAAUACUCCUGGAUGGCCGUCGAAUAAAGCUGCAGCUCUGGUAACUUUGCAUUAUGUUCUCUGUUUGGAUUGUGCCAUUGUGCUUUGAAAACAAUUCAUAGUGGACGUAACACUGCUUGGAUGCGAUGUCAUAUUUACUGUAAAGUUGACUACAAAUAUUUAAUUCUUAUAACAGUUAAGAACAGGUCAUACUACCCACCAGCCUUUUGUACUAAAGAGCUAUAGUUGAGGACAAGGGAGCAGUUGCGAAAUUAAUGGGUUUCUCUGUAUAUGUGCAAGGAGCCUAAGUAGUAUUAAAUGAUUGGUGAAUAUAUUAUAGGAGUACAUAAUCACCCAUGUAGAUUCAGUGGACGAUCCUGCUGAAAUGCAUGAUGUCCAUGUGGUUUAGCGGUUAGAGUACUGGAUUCGGACUUGGAAGACCAGGGUUCAAAUUCCCACUUAUCCAUGAAGCUCACUAGGUGAUCUUGGACCAGUCUCUGUCUUUCAGUCUCACGUACCUAACAUACCUAACCUGGACUGCUUUUCCCCCUAAGGCAAAGGGUAGAAUACUAAUAAAGAGAGCAAAACAGAAAGACCAGCUAAGAAUUCAACAAGAACACUGUUAUUCAGAAUGGAAAGGACUAUGUAUUUUUAACUGUAUUUUACCUUCCACAGGGACACAUCUGGGCAAGGCAGAUUCUGCACCAUAUUUCGUUCCUAUUCCAGAGGGGCCCAGGUAAUCACAAUUCUGCCAUCUCUAAAAUAUGUCACUGUAGAGAAUUAACUAAAAGAAAAGAGCUACAAUAAGGGGUGGGGGAACUAUACUUACUUAUUGUACUACUUGCUUUCAAAAAUUGUUAUACAAUUUGUUGCUGCUGAAUAAAGGGAGCAUCCUUUGGGUCACCAGAAAUAAAUUAUUUUAGAGAAAUGUUCAGAUUUGUUAAGUCCUCAGUCUGCUCCUCUUUUUCCUGGUUAAAUAAAGGAAUGGUUACACAAAAUUGUAUGGUGUACUGUGUACCUUAUCUACGUGUCAGGCUGAUCUAAUCUUCUUUAUUCACUCAGGGCGUGAUAUUGGUAUAUGAUAUUACAAAUCGCUGGUCAUUUGAUGGCAUUGAUCGAUGGAUAAAGGAAAUAGAUGAGGUAAGACACAUCUCUGAAUGCUGUGACAUGUGAGACAUUUUGCAGAUAAAAUUGCUUAUAUCCUGUUUGCCUUAAAGUCAUUCCCUUUUUCAAACCCUAUAUUUGGACUUGGAUGACACCAACUCUUGUCCAGUUCCAGAUCUUCCUCUUAUAACAUGCAGCAGGUGGCCUGUCAGAUGAUUCUAAGCAUUCCUGGUGCUCAUUAUUCUACUUGAUCAACAGCAGUCUGACUUCUGGCUUGGUUUUCAAACUGGGACUGCUGUAGUUGCCUUGGUGAAUGAUUUUCAUCUUCAGUUGGUUGUGGUAACUCUAUCAGACACAUUUGAUAUGAUCGACCAGAAAGUUUAUUCUUGAAACUUUUACAUACCCAUAAUUCUAUGUUGAAGGGUUGUUGUUGUUUUUUAAAAAAAUAAAAAUUCUGCAACUUAUAUUUGGCAAAGCAAUACAUUUUUUUACCACCUGCUGAUUCUGUUUGGUUAUUAUAAUUUCUUGUAUUGGGUUUUCUUGAUGGAAUCCACCUAUAGCACAGCACUAUGGACAAAGGGAAUUAAAGAGUUGUUGUUACUGUUGUUGUUAAUAAUCAGUAUUUUGUUGAAGAAGAGGGUGUGAGACUUCUAAGCUAACAUUUUGCUGUCUAUCUUUACUUAGCAUGCUCCUGGUGUACCCAAAAUCCUUGUUGGCAACCGCCUGCAUCUGGCCUUCAAACGACAAGUAUCUACUGAGCAGGCACAGGCCUAUGCUGAAAGAUUAGGCAUGACAUUCUUUGAAGUAAGCCCACUCUGCAAUUUCAACAUCACAGAGUCCUUUACGGAACUUGCAAGGAUUGUGUUAAUGAGACAUGGAAUGGACCGGCUGUGGAGGCCAAACAAAGGUAAGUAACACAAAAUCAUUUGCUUUAUUGCAACGGAGCAUCUAACUCAUGAGCCAGCUCUGGGCCUGCAAGCCACAGGAAGUGGUCCACUAGUCCCAUGAAGCUUUUAUCUCCUCAUAUCUGUGUUGUGACGCUGAGCACAAGAUGAGGAGCUAAUCUUUAAAGAACAGGCAUAGAGAAUGGAAAAGGAAUAGGAAGACUUUUGCCCCACUCAAAGAGAGAGUGAGAGUGUUGUGUAUGUGUUUGCGUGAGAGAAUGCUGUGUGCUUGCAGAUGUGGUGAGUGUGGUGUAUGUGUGUGUAUGAGAGAGUGCUCUGUGUGUGCGUGUGUGCACACAUGCAGCAUAAAUAUACAUUGGCCGUGCCGGGGAACUAUGUUAAAAAACUAAUGGUGGGGAGCAGUAUGCAGGUUGUAGAUUAGCCACCCUGCUGUAAACAGUAUGACAAUUGAGCGCCAAACUUGGGAGCACCCUUCCUCCCCACUCACUUCCCUUGUCUGCUUUGACCAUGCUCAGCAUUGCAUCUGUACUAGUACUGGACAUGGUUAACAUUUACAAUUUCCAGAGAGUGAGUCAUGCUAGUCUCUUGCAGCAAAAACAACAGAGUCUUGAACAAAUUUAUCUCUCCUUCUCUAAGGUGGAAAGGUGGAUGGAAGGAGAAUUUCUACCCCUAAAUAAUUUGAAUAAGUACCUGCAAGCUAUACAUGGGUUGUUAGAGAAAAGGAGGUGACUAAAGUAGAUGUUCAAGCACUGAAGUACUGUUUACCUAAUAUUUACUUCCGUGGGCCCCUGGAAUUAUGCUGCCAUCUAGAGCUGGAGGUUGUAGUAUUGCUUUAAUUUAAUUUAAUUUAAUUUAUCUAUUUAUCUAUUUUAUUUAUUUAUUUAUUUAUUUGGCUGUUUUUCUUUUCAGGGGGAGGGUUAUGUGUUGUUACAAUUUUUUGUAUUUUCUUCUUACCCAUUUUCCCCUUGUUAAAUCGUUGCAACAUCACCUUUAUUCAUGGAGGCAAGCCAUGGUUAUGGGGAUUCAGGGUAGAAUUAGGAAGGAACUUCAGAAGCAGUGAAAAGAAACAGAACCCGAGAGCUCUGAAAAAUACAGUGAAGUCAAAGUUGUGCACUCAUGUCACCUUGUGGCUAUUUAGAAUCAUGUUAUGACUAAUCUUCAUUCAUGUUUUUGCUUCUUGUUUGAAGUCCUGAGUCUGCAAGAUCUUUGUUGCCGCGCCAUAGUUUCAUGCACCCCAGUGCACCUUGUGGACAAACUUCCACUCCCUGUUGCCUUAAGAAGCCAUCUCAAAUCGUUCUCUAUGGCCAAUGGACUUAAUGCUCGGAUGAUGCACGGACGUUCCUACUCUCUCACUGCCAGCAACAACAACAAAAGAAAUAGUCUGAAGAAAGCCAAAAUUAUCCGUCCACUCCAGAGCCCUCCGAAACACUGCACCAGAAAUAGCUGUAAAAUCUCCUAAGCCUCUGCUUGGAAAGGUUUGGGCCAGAGCCUUUAACACAAGGACUCAUAGUCAGGUCUGUUGUAUGUAUUGCAUUACAGAAACAGAACAAAAAAAAUGCUAUUUUAGAGUCAUUUGUUUUAAAUAAUGCUGCUUCCAGAUGUGUGAUGCACUCUGUGCAAACAAAGGGAUGUGAAACUUUGCUGUUGGGUUUUUUAUAUAUCAAUUUUUUGAUGUGCAUGAAGACUUUGUGUGUUUUAUAAAGGGAAUAAUUUAUCACACUACUCAGCUUUCGAUGACACUAAAUCUCAGAAGUGAGUUGUUUUAAUUGCUCAAAUAUUGUUUAAUCACUACAUUUUAUUUGCAGUUAAAUAGGAAUCAGUGUCCGUCUGUAGAUGCAGGCAGUUUUUUAAACCACAAUGUAUUGUAUACAUUGUAAAAGCUACAAAUUCUGUAGUGCAACAAUUAUUUGUGAUGUUGCAGUAGAGCAUCUGAAAAUGGUUUUGUACUGUUUCCUCAGUGAUUUUGAAGCACUGCUUUGAGCUACCAGUGUGUAAAUGCAAUAUACACAAGAUUUUCUCCCAUCCAUGUAUAAAAUAUUUGAUAAAAGUUUUGCUAUGUUGUUUAGGAAUUAAUCUGUGGUUUAUAUGCUUAUUUUUCUGGUAAAUCUACAUUUUUGUAAUGGAUAUUCUAGUGAUCAGUUAUAUUGCAAAAAAAGCCAAAGACAUCAGAUGUAUUUGCCACAUAGCAGUAAGAAAAAUGUGAUUUGAAAAGCUGCUUUAUCGGGGAAAGGACGCUAUUUAAAAAUAAAACACUUUUUAAAAGCUCUAAAAA
Messenger RNA from Podarcis lilfordi (Lilford's wall lizard), 17413 nucleotides. Lineage: Eukaryota; Metazoa; Chordata; Lepidosauria; Squamata; Lacertidae. The record is from the annotation of a GenBank genome assembly.